AUGCCACGCUCUGCUGCGUCUAGGAAGAACCAGAGCAAUCGGCACGAGAAUGGAAUCGUUGGUCCCGGCAAGAAAGUAACCAAGCAAAAGUCAAGCGGCCAUCUCAACGGCAACUCGGUCAACGGCUCUGCUACCGGUCCGGGCGCGUCCGCUCACUUCGAUUUAUCCUCAGUACGGUCUACGAGUGAUACGGCCGUGGCCUCUCCGACGGGUCCAGAAAAAGGAGAUAGCAUCAAGGCGGAUAGCAAUGUGCGUGGAAUGUUGAAUGGGCAUAGCAAGAGUGCAGAAAUGGCACGCACGGAGGAAAAUAGCGAUGUGCACCAGAAUGGUGGCAUCGGAGGUCACGGUUCCCGCAAUGGAAUCUCGAAGCGAUCCGGAUCCAGCGCCUCAAUCAAUCCGCUCCAGCUCGCAUCCACCAUCCUCAAGUCGUGCCCCAUGUACGACACCAUCGCCAUCUUGAUCUUUUUGCUACAACUCCCGCCGAUGGUCUUGACUCUGGUUCAGUUCUUAUUCGCCUCUCUUACUUUCAUGCCCCCCGGUGGCGCCGCAGCCGGCUCUUUGUCGUCGAACUUUGACAUUUUUCAGGGUCCGGCUGGGACGCCCUCUCUGGGGACAAUGAUUGCGAUGGAUGGGUUUUGCAUACUUCUAUGGGGCCUCUUUAUGUGGACUUGGGCGCAGAACUUCGCCAUCGAUCUCGCCCAUGUCCAGGUUGCCAUCACGUUAGGCGGCGGAGGCUCCGGGAAGAACGGUGGGGUCAAUGCCCUUUGUGUCGGAAUCGUCUUACUUCUUCAUCUUGUCCGCAGCAAAGGCAUUCAGGACUUUGUUCUGGGUCAUCUUGUCUCUGCUAAAUUGCUCAGCCCCGAUUUACUCUCUCAGUAUUCGCACCUAUUACCCGCCGAAUUCCGACGCUCCGAAGCACAAUCGUCCCCGAGCUGGCUGCGCAGCCUUCUUGCGGUGCAUAUUCUGGCCCAAGCCGCAACCGCUAUGGCACGUCGUGCGAUGGCUAAAAACCGGUCACCGACACCGUUACGGGCCGGCAAGCGGGGCGAUACCGAGGCAUCCGCGGGAUCACAGGCACAGGCUGAUUCUGCUAUGGAAUCCGCCGCCAGUGUCUCGUCUUGCUUCGUUGGCCCUGACGGCCAAUUAAAAGAUGGAAAGGAUCGCUUUACUUCGGCCAAGAAACGCAGACGGCAAGCCAAUCAAGUUCGGAGUCGGCAGCCGUUUUGGGCUGCCCUUGCCAGUACAAAGGUCACUGUUAUGCGAGAAUAUGAACAUUCACGGGCUAUUUCCAAGACAGCACGCAAUCUCACGAUGACGGAGGAAGAUCUACAAGGCGUCUCUCUCGAUGACGGGUUAGUAUGGAUUACGGAUGUGGACAGCUCUUCGAUCAAAUUUGCCGCGGGUGAAUUCAGCGAUGAUCCUGCCGUCUCAGGUUCUUUCGAAGCCAGACGUUUGGAGGGAGACAUGGAACCGUUCUAUGUCUGCGUCAAUGGCGCGCUCUGGGCGACGGCUUCGAUAUGCAGGGUUUCAGACGCCAAGGGGCCGAGUGUCGUCCAAUGGCGUGGUGAGAUAGCUGGUCUUGCUCCGAACUGCGCCUACACCUGUGCGUUUGUACGAAGCGAUACCGACGAAGAAAUCUGUGUCAUGAGUGUCAAAACGCCUGCAACGACUGACACAGAGCAAGUGGUCUCGGCUAUAUCGACCCCCCCGCAGCCGACUUACCGACCAUCGUCACCCACCACAACGCUCAAGAAUUCGAUCAGCAACGCGGAAUCCAAACUGAAUGAAAAGCGCAACCGCCUGAAGAAGACGAAAAAUGACCACAAAGCUGUUAUCUCCAAGAUUCGCAAGGAACUCGACAACUUCAACUCUCGCCUCCAGAGUGGAAAUGACGAACAUCGGCAAAAGCAACGUUCGCUUCAACUGGAACGCAACAUUCGACAAACCGAGGAGGCUACUGCUGCGCUAGACGACCAACUUGAAUCUAUGGAGAAGGUCCCCGAGGAGGAGAUGGAAGAAUGGUCAGCCCAGAAAGCAGCCUUCGAGCGUGAGGUGGAAUCGUUCAAUUCAACUAAAGAAGAAGUUGCUGCUGCUCGGACGGCCGCCGCUCAGCAGGUGGCGGCACUGGAGGGGGAAUUGAAUCAGGCAAUCCAGAAGCGAGAACGUCUCCAGGGUCGGCGCACCCGUGUGAACGAGCAGUAUGAGCGAAUCAUUUCGGCCAAUGCUCAAGGGUUGAAUGAGCGAGAACGCCGAGCCGCCGAACAGUUUGCCAGAGAGCAAGACCAGUCCAAGAUGGAGGCCAGUUUCCAUGAGCAAUUUGCAAGCAUCAGCCAGUCUGUCCAGGAUUUCCAACUGCGGACUAGUCAACUCUGGCAGCAAGCGACUGCAAUCGAGCAGUCUAUUCAGCAGCAGCAGCAGCAUAUGCUUCUCGAAUCUGGUCCUCUCACCCCCGAGGGCAAUCUUCCAGGCACUAAUCCACUGUCCGAGGCGAGUGUUCCACCAUUGACCGCACCUACGACCACUGCGCCUGGUACUCGAUCUCUGAUGGGUCUCGGCUUUCCCCCGGCAAGGUCUAGUCCACUACAGAUCUCAUCGUCUCCAGUCCGUGAAAUGCCGUCGAACCCAACCAGCCCAUCGCAAGACAUUCCCUUUCUGCCACAGUUUCCAACGUCUCCCGCUGGCAAUGUGGGCUCUUACUUUGGACCAGAGGUCAACCACCGGGAUCGCUCGUUCUCAAACCGCUCCAAUCGCAGCAGCCAAUUUGGAUAUGACUUCUUGGACUCAAAUCGUUUGCCACCUCUCCAGCUCGAUCUGUCCGAAUUGCUCGGCGAGACCAAAGCGCGCCCUGGGUCCGAUGGAAAUGGGUUUCUGCAUCAGGGUGGCCGUCCAGUCCUGAGUCCUUUCCAGCGAGCCGUCAGUCGAGGUAGUGGCACUGGCAGUGGUGGUAGUGGCAGUGGAAGUGGGACUGGGAGUCCGCACUCGUCGCGGGACUAG
Molecule: messenger RNA, 2994 nt
Organism: Penicillium bovifimosum
Lineage: Eukaryota; Fungi; Ascomycota; Eurotiomycetes; Eurotiales; Aspergillaceae
Exons: 2
Coding region: 1-2994 (997 amino acids)
Source: RefSeq, a predicted model, not a curated record